UGGCCCCAGCCAAAGGACAGCUCCAGCAAGGGUCAGACUCUUAUUGACCAACGCAAGGACCUGGGAGGACAGUGGCUAUUCACCUCAUUCUUCAAUCUUUCUUUUUUCUAGGGCAAGGAAGUGUGCGGCACCACAAACAAUGCGUCUAUUACAAGAGGCCCAGAAGUUGCAGGCUCUGUACCAGUCCCUGGCCAAAAGCAUCCCGGAAUCCCUGAAGGUAUAUGGCUCCAUUUUCCACAUUAGUAGGGGAAAUCCUUUCAACUUGGAAGUUCUAGUGGACUCCUGGCCAGAAUAUCAGACUGUCAUUACUCGGCCUCAGAAAGAGGAAAUGACUGAUGACAUGGAUCAUUACAUAAACUGUUAUCACAUCUUCACCAAAGCUCCUGAGACAUUACCAGAGAUCCUGGAAUCUAAUAAAGUCAUUAACUGGGAUCAGAGUCUCAGAAUCCAAGGUUUACAACAGAGUUUGGAUGAGAAAAUAAAAAGUGUUGCAGCUUCAAAAUCAGUGCAAAUAGAUUAUUCCAAGUGUUUUCUCUAUACAACAGAAGCUACACUGCAAAUGAAGUCUCCCAAUAAAAGAAUAUUUAGGAAAUCCCAGGAAACAGAUAACCAAAAUAUUGGAAAGUUUAAGAGUGAAGUUGAUGAGUUCAAACCUACCUUCCUGGAUGUCUCUCAUUCUGAGCUGGUGAACAAAAAUUGGAAAUUUGGAAAGAAUGAGAAGAGUCUGAGAUACAUCAAAAGAUGUAUCCAGAACUUUCCUGCAUAUGGUCUGCUUGGUCCUGAGGGGAAUCCCAUAUCCUGGAAUGUGAUGGAUGCAGCCUGUGAAUUAAGGAUGGCUUAUACCCUGCCAGAAUAUCAAGGCAGGGGCAUGUUAAGGCAGAUGAUGAAUCCAUAUAUGAAAUAUCUUCAACAGAAUGAGAUUCCUUUUUAUCUCUUUGUGGAAGACAAGAAUGAAAACUCCCACAAAGCAGUGAGGCAACUGGGUUUCCAAACCAUGCCUUGUGGUUGGCACCUAUGGCAAAGUAUCCCAACAAGAUUUCAGCAAUUGCCUCAUUUCUAAUUCAGGCUUUAGAAGUCUCCAGUUGUAAACUCCACUUGUAUUUUUAUUAUAUCUUAUUUCAACAUUGGACUCUCCCUAUCUUGCUCAGAUUAGAAGGGCAGCAGCCAUUCAUGGUCCCAGUCCCACUGCUAAUAUGCACAGAAGCUUUGACUGGCUCAAAUUCCAACCCAGGCCAGUUUGGUCUUUCUUCAGCAUCUUGGUGACCCCCCAACCUUAGAGGCCAGAAGUAGUUCAGACAUCUGAUUGGAGUCAGUGUUAUUGCAGCUCAGAACUCCUGAGCUCAAGUGAUCCCUCAACUUCAGCCUUCCCUUAACCCAGCAGACAACAGAGAUAUGGGCUACCAUGUCCAGCUUCUUCCCCAGCUUUUCACAAAUUCACUAGAGGCAGUAUCCAUUGAGGUCAGCCUUUGAAUAUGAGAGAUGAUUGUCCUCCAUUUAGUGAGCCUAUCUUUAUGGAGUGAACUCAAACACUGCCAAUACUUCAAACUAACUCCUUGCAACUUCUCAGGCUGUUCCUCAUGUCAGAAAUGCUCUCAUUUCUCAUCCGAGGUUUUACAUAGUUGUUCCUCUCCAUCCCCCUUCAAUGCUAGAGUCUUCUCCGACCAAAUUAUCUUUCAUCCACUCUGUGGAUAUCUUAUAUUACAUGUUAUUUACAUGUUGUCUCCCACAAUAUGGCAGCACCAUGUGUGCUAGGGUUGGAAUAAGGAAGACUCAUCUUCAUGAGUUCAAAUCUUGCUUCAGAUACUCGACCCUGUUUGCCUCGGUUUCCUCAUCUGUAAAAUGAGUUGGAGAAGGACAUGGCAAACCAUUCCAAUAUCUUUGCCAAGAAAACCCCAAAUGAGGUCAAGAAGAAUGAGAAAAAAAUUGGAAAAAAUGACUCAAGUCCAACUCCUACAUUAUAAUUUUUUAAAGUUAUGAUCCUAAUAAACAGAAUAAAAUGGAAAUCUCCAUAUAUGUGUAUACAUAUAUGUAAAUAGUGUAUAAUAGAAGAGAAUUUGCAUAGAAAACUGAAGAUCUCUAUUGUGUACAACUUGCUUUGCUUUUAAAUAUAUAAUAAAUUCAACAUGUAACUUUCAAAGCCAUCUUGCUGUUGUGAUCCUAAUUCCAACCCUUCCUGCUACUCUUCAGUUCAUUUUUUUUAAAAGGAUCUUUGAAAGACCUAUACGAAGUAAUGAAGAGUGAAAAGAGUAGAACCAAGUGAACAUAAUAUAUAGCUAAAGAAUCAACACCUGAAGAAUAUCUUGUGGAUCCAGAGGAUGAACUGAGAAAUAGAAACAUGAAAGACACGAUCUACAUAUACAUAUCUUUCUAUUGGAUGAUACCUUAAUCCAUAGUAUAGGAAAGAAAAGAAAGGAUAGAGAUACCCAGGGGAAAACUCAUACUAAAUAAACAAACAUAAAAACGAGCAAAAAAGGAUCUUUAAUGGCCCUCUUUCUUUCCUUUUUAAAAUUUUUGCUUUCCUAACCAUAUUCUACUUUCUCAUCUUAUUCCGCCUCCAAAUGCAGAAAAGAAAAGGAAAAAAAAAACCCUUGUAAUAAAUGCACAUGAUCAAGGAAAAAUAA
Molecule: messenger RNA, 2621 nt
Organism: Monodelphis domestica (gray short-tailed opossum)
Lineage: Eukaryota; Metazoa; Chordata; Mammalia; Didelphimorphia; Didelphidae
Product: glycine N-acyltransferase-like protein 2
Cellular component (GO): mitochondrion
Molecular function (GO): glycine N-acyltransferase activity
Source: RefSeq, a predicted model, not a curated record